Molecule: messenger RNA, 683 nt
Organism: Aspergillus eucalypticola CBS 122712
Lineage: Eukaryota; Fungi; Ascomycota; Eurotiomycetes; Eurotiales; Aspergillaceae
Exons: 1
Coding region: 213-563 (116 amino acids)
Source: RefSeq, a predicted model, not a curated record
CUCAUAGGCACCUCGCGACAUAACUCAAGUACAAAAUCGAUAAGGACCGGACGUGUGGCACACCAGUGGAUGUAUUUCCCGACUACAUUGAACACUCACCAUAGGGUGUUUUGCUUAGUUUCUGACAAAUGCAUGACUGCUUUCCUUCAACCCUCGCAAUAUAACGCUUCACCGAAAUCAAAUAUGACGAGUGAAGUAAAGAAAAUCCUAUUAUGUGGGACUCUCCUCGCUUCCUUACUCGAAUUUUAUCACAGUCAAUUUCGCUAGGGUCACUCUGUUUACACCCAUCAAUCUGCCGGUAUCUCGACAGCAGUUUCGAUGCACAUUUACUUCAAUUCCCAGAGUCCGUCCGCUCAGGAAACCAAAUAUGUGGACGUCCUUGCAUCACGUAUCUUUCGUUCUCUGAUUUCCACCUUCAUCUUUCUAAGAACAACAAAGUCUGUGGAAUGGAAUGUGCGUGGCAAGGACUUGCUUCCAAAGCAUGUACCAGGCUUUCGGCUUAUAAAACGUCUUUUGCCAUCGAGGCUAAGAAAUUGACCUGGCAAGCGAUCGAUGCAAGAUAGAAUCCGUGCUACUUUCAGCAGUUGAGGAUGACGAUCCUGAGUUGGUCACUCUUCUAGUUAAUAAAGACGGGCAUCGGUCGGGAUGAUUGUACAAUUCUUACUUGGGCCGCCAAGAAGGGA